Molecule: messenger RNA, 2574 nt
Organism: Indicator indicator
Lineage: Eukaryota; Metazoa; Chordata; Aves; Piciformes; Indicatoridae
Gene: POSTN
Product: periostin
Exons: 24
Coding region: 1-2574 (857 amino acids)
Biological process (GO): cell adhesion; extracellular matrix organization
Cellular component (GO): extracellular matrix
Molecular function (GO): cell adhesion molecule binding
Source: RefSeq, a predicted model, not a curated record
AUGAAGAUCUUUUUCUUUUUCACCUUUUCCACUUUUUUAUUGUCUGCUUUUGAACAAGCAGCUGCUUCUGCUCACUAUGACAAGAUUUUAACUCACAGUCGAAUAAGGGCACGCGACCAGGGACCAAAUGUCUGUGCCCUUCAACAAGUUAUGGGAACAAAAAAGAAAUACUUCAGCACCUGCAGAAACUGGUACCAGGGAGCCAUCUGUGGAAAAAAAGCAACCAUCUUGUACGAGUGCUGUCCUGGUUAUAUGAAGAUGGAUGGUACAAGAGGGUGUCCUGCAGUUGCUCCUAUUGAUCAUGUAUAUGGCACUCUUGGUAUUGUGGGAGCUACGUCCACGCAGCAGUAUUCUGACAUAUCAAAGCUGAGAGAAGAAAUUGAGGGAAGAGGAUCAUUUACUUUCUUUGCACCAAGUAAUGAAGCCUGGGAUCAAUUAAAUUCAGAAAUUCACAGGAAUUUGGUUGACAAUGUAAAUAUUGAACUGUAUAAUGCUCUCCAUCACCACAUGGUAAACAAGCGUAUGUUGACAAAAGACCUGAAGAAUGGCAUGACUUUGGUGUCUAUGUACAAUGGACAGAAAUUGCUCAUUAACCAUUACCCUAAUGGGGUUGUUACUGUUAACUGUGCCAGAAUCAUCCAUGGCAACCAGAUUGCUACCAAUGGUGUUGUUCAUGUCAUUGAUCGUGUCCUGACCGCUGUUGGAAACACCAUUCAAGAUUUCAUUGAAGUUGAGGAUGAUCUUUCAUCUUUUAGAGCUGCUGCCAUUACAUCAGAUGUCUUGGAUACUCUUGGAAGGCCUGGUCAUUACACAGUCUUUGCUCCUACUAAUGAAGCUUUUGAGAAACUUCCAAGGGGAAUUUUAGAAAGGAUCAUGGGUGACAAGGUGGCUUCUGAAGCUCUUGUGAAGUUCCAUAUUUUAAAUACACUUCAGUGCUCUGAAGCCAUCACAGGUGGAGCUGUAUACGAAACCUUGGAAGGAAACACAGUUGAAAUUGGUUGUGAUGGUGAAAGUCUGACUGUGAAUGGAGUGAAGAUGGUGAAACGCAAAGAUAUUGUGACAAGCAAUGGUGUCAUCCAUCUCAUUGAUGAAGUGCUAAUUCCUGAUUCUGCCAAGCAAGUCUUUGAACUUGGGGGUGCCCAGCAGACUACUUUUACAGACCUGGUGGCACAGCUAGGACUGAGAUCUUCUUUAAGACCAGAAGGCCAAUACACUCUCCUGGCACCUCUGAAUGGUGCUUUCUCAGAUGACACCUUAAGGAUGGACCAACGUAUUCUUAGAACAAUCCUUCAGAAUCAUAUUAUAAAAGUGAAAGUUGGGCUCAAUGAACUCUACAAUGGACAAGAGCUGGAGACAAUUGGAGGAAAAACGCUUAGAGUCUUUGUGUAUCGCACAGCUGUGUGUAUUGAAAAUUCAUGCAUGGUCAGAGGAAGCAAAGAAGGAAGGAAUGGUUUUAUUCAUGUCUUUAGACAGAUCAUCAAUCCAGCCGAGAAGACUUUGCAUGAAAUGCUGAGAAAUGAUAAGCGUUUCAGCAUUUUCCUCAGUUUGGUGAAAGCUGCAGAUUUAGAUGAUGUUCUGUCCCGGCCUGGAGAGUGGACUUUGUUUGUUCCAACUAAUGACGCCUUUAAAGGUCUGACUGAUGACGAUAAGGAUGUAUUAAUAAGAGACAAAAAUGCCCUCAGGAAUAUUCUUCUUUACCACCUGAUACAAGGAGUUUUCAUUGGAAGUGGUUUUGAGCCUGGUGUGACAAACAUUCUUAAAACCAUUCAAGGAGGGAAACUCUAUUUGAAAACAGUGAAUGAUACUAUUCUGGUUAAUGAACUGAAGUCAAGAGAAUCUGAUCUCAUGGCAACCAAUGGUGUCAUUCAUGUUGUUGAUAAACUCCUAUACCCAGCAGAUCUGCCUGUGGGAAAUGAUCAGUUACUCACAAUUCUGAAGAAGUUGAUUAAAUACAUUCAAAUUAAGUUUGUUCGCGACAGUACCUUCAAAGAGAUUCCACUGACAUUUUACAAAAUUAACAUAAUUGAAAGCAAUGUCCAGCCCAUCAUCAGAAAAGAAGACCCAUCUAUCACACAGAUUACUAAAUUAAUUGAAGGGGAACCUGAGUUCAAAAUAGUCAGGGAAGGGGAGACAAUAACUAAAGUGAUUCAUGGAGAACCGAUUAUUAAAACAUACACUAAAAUCAUUGAUGGGCGACCUGUGGAAGUGACAGAGAAAAAGGUAACAGAAGAAAGAAUUAUUCAAGGUCCUGAAAUAAAAUAUACCAGAAUUACUGCAGGUGGUCCAGACAAUGAAGAGAAGUUAAAGAAAUUACUUGAGGAAGAGGUUACCAAGGUGACCAAAUUUAUUGAAGGUGAUGGUCAUUUACUUGAAGAUGAAGAAAUCAAAAGACUUCUUCAGGGAGCUGGAACUGAGUACACCAAGGUUACUAAAGUAAUUGAGGGAGAGCCACAGAUUAUCGAGAGAGAAAUCAAGAAAGUCCAUCUAGAAGGAGCACCUGCACGGAAAGCACAAGCAACCAGGAAGACACAAGGAGGAACAGCAAGAAGAAGGACAAGACUAGCUCAUUCCUAA